AUGUUAUUUACCACGAAGAUCCUAGGUCUUGCGCUCACAUCAGCUUUAUUGCUUCUACCUUCGUCGCUUGCUUCUCCGGAAGAUCGACCUUCUCUAUUGGAAUAUCGAUCUUGGCUCCCUGAAAACACUUGCAUCUGCCCAUACGAUCCUCUCAUCCCAGAAGGUUGGCUCGAAUGCGUUGGUAGAUGUGCACAACAUGAAAAGCGAGUACAUCUCUCCACCAGAGAUUUAUCUCACCACACUCGACGAGUCUGUGUCUGUCCUGAGGAUGCGCCAAAUUGCCCCUGUCCACUGAUCCCUCCUCCCGACUGCUGUACACCAACGUACAAGCGAGAUGAAUUGACCAAUGUCAUGCCCGCUUUACACGCUCGAUCCUGUCCGCCCGAAGGUGAAAUCUGCCAUGUUGUUAAUGGUAAAAUCGAGUGUAUCCCUUGUAUUCAAGAAAGGAUCAUAUGCCCACAAUACAAACGUGCCGAAGCUGACGAAAGCUCCGCAAUCAUUUGUCUGGCUACCACAGAAGGAAAAAUCAGUUGUCCCUCUUGCCCUCGACCAUGUCCUCUUUGUCCACUCGCAGAGUCGAAGAGGGACACCGAAGCAACUAGUGCAUUAUGGUGUCCUCCUUGCAACCCUCCUUACCCACCUAAUUGCCCUCAAUGCUGGUACAACGCCUUCGGCACGGUCGUUUGUCCGCUCUGUCCGUUGCCUCCUGCGACGAGUACUAAACCCCCCAAGCCCACCAUCACCUUUUGCUCAUUGAGUAGGAAAUACUGCCUCGCUCAACCUGAUGGUACUUAUAAGUGUCCUGGAUGCGGACCAAUCCCGAUCGACGUUGAGGUGACCGAUAUCGCUGGAGCUGAUCCCACAGUGGCACCUGCCAAGUAA
Kwoniella mangroviensis CBS 8507 is the source of this 882-nucleotide messenger RNA. RefSeq lists its product as uncharacterized. The transcript has 8 exons. Bases 1 to 882 code for a protein of 293 amino acids. The record is from RefSeq and is a predicted model, not a curated record. Lineage: Eukaryota; Fungi; Basidiomycota; Tremellomycetes; Tremellales; Cryptococcaceae.